GCUGGAAUCUAGCCUAAAAUACUGAUAAACACAUAUCGUUAUUUUUCACAGUAUCAAAUUAGCAUUGACUAAAGUUUCAAGUCAAAAUAUAGUGUAUACACAUACAUUUAUUUACGUUAAAAAUAGAUUCAUACUCCAUGACCGAUUAACAAAAAUUGUUCAUAACCUGACAGCCUUGCGAAGAUGACGGGUCGAGUGAUACCGGAACAAAGGUUCCUGAGUCGUGCCUUUACUUCGCGAGUUGCUCUAGCACUUUUAAUACUGAUAAUUUUCUUCGGAUUCCCGGCUCUCUGCGGGGGCCACGGACAUUCACACGAUGAACCUCCAAGCUUCAAAUACAGCCAAACGGCAAACCAAAAGUUUCACGAAUCCGCUGAUCUCAAUCAUCACCACGAGCCUCAUCAUCAUCAUCACCACCAGCACGACCAUGAAAAACAUCACGCCCACGCUUCCGCAGACUCUCGAACCUCCGACCCUCCUAAGGGUCGAGACUUGGCGUCUCUCUGGAUAAAUGCUGUCGGUUCAACCCUUCUGAUCUCUGCUGCACCGUUCUUAAUUCUGUUUCUGGUUCCAUUGGACAACAGUAAAGAGAAAGAACCUUGGCUGAAAAUGGUCCUGAGCUUCGCCUCUGGGAGUUUACUGGGUGAUGCAUUUUUACAUUUGAUUCCACAUGCUCUUGAACCCCACUCUCAUGCACAUGACGAUUCUCACGCUCAUAGCCAUGUACCACCAGGAGAACACGGACAUGAACAUGGGCAUGAUAUGACUGUUGGCUUAUCAGUUUUACUGGGAAUAAUAACGUUCCUUAUGAUAGAAAAAGGAGUGCGUUUAGUCAAGGGAAAUCAUUCACAUUCUCAUAGUCAUACCGUUCCUGUCAAAGAAAAGAAGCAGACUAAGGCUUCCGACAAAGACAAGUCUGAUGGCAAUGACAACCAAUCGUUGGUAAAGAAAACUGAACUCAUCGAGGACAUCAAGAUUGCUGGGUAUCUGAAUUUGGCUGCUGAUUUUACACACAAUUUUACAGACGGACUCGCUAUCGGUGCGAGCUACUUAGCUGGUAACAAAAUCGGAAUCACCACUACAGUAACUAUUCUGUUUCAUGAGGUGCCUCAUGAGAUUGGAGACUUUGCCAUUCUCAUUCAAAGUGGAGUUAGCAGAAAAAAGGCAAUUUGGCUCCAGCUAAGCACUGCGCUGGGAGCUGUUACAGGAACAUGCGUGUCCUUAUUAGCUGAAGGAAUGGGUGAUUUCGCCACUUCAUGGAUAUUACCGUUCACCGCUGGUGGCUUCAUAUACAUUGCAACUGUGUCUGUAAUUCCUGAACUUUUAUCUGACACCAAAUUUUGGCAGUCGAUUAAGGAGAUUAUUGCCUUGUUAUUCGGUGUUUUUAUAAUGGUGCAAAUAGCAAAGUACGAAUGAAUAGUGAUUGAUACAGUGACCAUGUGCAGUACAUGUAUCUGUGAAAAAUUUUCUUGCAAAUUGUAGAAAAUAUUUUUUUCACGAUAUCAUUUUGAGCUGCUAAUAAUUGUAAACGGAGUAAUGUAAUUAGUGACCAUGAUUUUUCGACUAGCAGCAUGUACUUUUAGAUAAUUUAGCUACAUAAGAUUUUUUGUAGUUUCAUUACUAGAAAGAUUAUUUUUCUUUGUUGAUAUUUUUCAUACUUUACACAUUUUUUUAUAUACGGCUAUACAUCGGGAACAAUUCUUGAAGAUUAUGUGAGUAAAAUUGUUGAGAUUUGUUCGGUAUCAAGAGAUGUGAGUAGUUGCAAAGCUCGCGGAUUUCAACCGUGUAUAAUUUAUUUUUAUAUAACUAUAAGUAGAUUCAGACGUAAUUUAGCUAUGAUGUGAAAACAAAUUCCUGUGCAAUCCAGUUGCUGUAAUAAUUAUUAUAGUCAUUAUUAACUUGAGGAUAUUCACGCAUACAUCACACGACAUUAAAGUUGAACUACAAUAUA
This is a messenger RNA of Neodiprion fabricii, 1951 nucleotides long. It is a transcript of the gene Catsup, whose product is annotated as protein catecholamines up. Gene Ontology annotation, molecular function: zinc ion transmembrane transporter activity. The record is from RefSeq and is a predicted model, not a curated record. The transcript has 3 exons. Lineage: Eukaryota; Metazoa; Arthropoda; Insecta; Hymenoptera; Diprionidae. Gene Ontology annotation, biological process: intracellular zinc ion homeostasis; zinc ion transmembrane transport. The coding region runs from base 184 to 1416 and encodes 410 amino acids. Gene Ontology annotation, cellular component: membrane.